AUGGAUGUCGACAUUAUCAUUGGGGAGACCGCCAAGGAUGCUGCCGCCGAAGCCGCCAGAGCCGCUGCUGACGAGGCAGCCAAGGGCGUGCAUGAAGAAACUGCCAAGGGGUCUGCCGGGGGUGGCAAGAAGACCGACGAUCAUACUGACAGCAUUCCUUCUACAGGAGCACUUGGUGCUACACCGAUCCCGGAGCCCCCAGUUGCCGCGCCAACCGAAGGAGAGACUUUUGACGAGGAAGUCAUUGCCGCUGCUGGGCUCAAGAUUGUUGAUGAGUUGCGUGCCAGCAGCAGUGGAUCCAAGGAAGAUCAGCUCCUCCAGGCCAUGAGCGACAACUUCCAGAAGCUUCAGGCGCUUCACCGCACCCGAAAGGAGAAGUUGGACUCCAGGGCAACAGUUGUUGAAGCAGCAGAGGUGGACUUCCAGAAGCGCGUCGAGCAAACGCAAGUCUGGUUCGCCGAGGCUUGGCAAGAGCUGAGGACUGGCCCGGAGCAGCUGAGCCAAAGUUGGGACGAGCUCCUCUUGAAGCAGUCCGACAUUGAGAAGGCACAAGAAGAGGCCGCUCAACAGGCUGCCGCAGAAGAUGCUCGACUAAGGGAACGUUGUGUCGGGCUUGAUGCUCAUGAAGAGGACCUCGCCGCUCGCGAGGAGGCGCUUGCCGCCAAGCUCCGCGGCAAGGAUCAAGAAAUUGAAAACCUUGUCAUGCAGCGGACCCAAGAGCUGGAGCAGGAACACAAGAAAACACUUGAAGCUCUGGUCUUGGACCACACCGGCAAGCUGAAGGAAACCAUCAAUGCCGCUGAAGCUGCAGAGGCCGCCAAGAACGAGUUGGCCGGCAAGGUGAAGAAGCUGGAGGCGGAUUUGGAGGAUCACGGCAAGGAGAUCUUGAUGCUCAAAGGCGAUAGAGAGAAAACUCUCUACGACUUGGCGGAGAUGCAAACUACCAUAUCCGAAAAGACCAAAAAAACUCUCCUCCGCCAAUGA
Aegilops tauschii subsp. strangulata is the source of this 984-nucleotide messenger RNA. The record is from RefSeq and is a predicted model, not a curated record. NCBI's taxonomy places the organism in Eukaryota, Viridiplantae, Streptophyta, Magnoliopsida, Poales, Poaceae.